Molecule: messenger RNA, 1702 nt
Organism: Xiphophorus maculatus (southern platyfish)
Lineage: Eukaryota; Metazoa; Chordata; Actinopteri; Cyprinodontiformes; Poeciliidae
Gene: ifi35
Product: interferon induced protein 35
Exons: 10
Coding region: 94-1212 (372 amino acids)
Cellular component (GO): nucleus
Source: RefSeq, a predicted model, not a curated record
CGGUACCUGCUUCUCUUCCUGUCGAUCGAGAACAGAAACUGAAAGAAUAAAACAGUUUAGAGCAGAGAUCGUCGGUGUGAGGUUCCUUUCACCAUGUCAUCAGAAGAGGAUUUCUCCCUGGUGGUGACUGACAAAAAUGAAGACACAAUAGAGGGAAUCCAGGCUCUAAUCAAGGAUUACCAGAAAAGAUACUCUGUGAUCCUGGAGGAGCAGAAGGAUUUACAGCUCUUCAUUAAGGAACGACAGGAAAUGACCCAAAAGUUCAAGCAACGCACAGAAAAAGUGACGGAGGGUCUGAGAAAAGACCAGAUCGCCUUCGAAGAACAGAUCACAGCUGAAAAGGCCAGGUUGGACGCCCUGAAGCAGGAGGACUGCGAACUCCAGGAGGAGUUACAGAGAAUCCAGGCUGAAAUCAAGAAGGAAGAUUCCCAAAACGCCCAACUGAAGGAGCGAGCGGACGUGUUCUCCAAGAUGCCGGAGAAGAAUUUCGUCUUCACCGGGAAGACGGGAAAGGCCGAAGACGUGGAGGAGUUUGAGAUGAAGCCGCACAUCAGGUACCCGAUGGAAGAGGGAACGGCGCUCAUCACGUUCGAGGAGGAGGACGUGGCGACGAAUAUUCUGGAAAAGAAGAGACAUAAGGUGGAUCUGGGAGGAGAGUGCCGCAUCAUAGUGGAGGCCCAGCCGGUUCACCUGCUGAUGCCCAGCCUGGUGGAGAUCGACACAGACAUCUGUCCUCACCGGAUUUUGGUGUCCAACCUGCCCAACAUGGACACGGAGAUGCUGCUGAGCAAACUGGAAAUCCACUUCUCCAAGUCCAAACAUGGAGGCGGCGAGGUGGAGUCCUGCGACUUCCUGCCGGACUCGGGGACGGUGGUCAUCGCGUUCGUGAUGGAGAACAUUGCAGAACAUUUGGCAGUACAAGAACACCAUAAAAUAGAUUUCAACAAAAACAAGCACACAGUGAGAGUGACGCCUUUCGUAAACGGAAAAAUCACAAACUUGAAGACCCGGACCUCCAUGUGCCCUCGGACCGUCCUGCUGACGGGAAUCCCGGACGUCAUGGACUGGGAGACGAUGCAGGACAUGCUGGAGAUCCACUUCCAGAAAAACGGCAACGACGGCGGCGAGAUCGAAGCCUUCCUGUACAACCCGCUGGGCCAGCAGACCCUGGCGCUGUUCGGCAGCGCCACCCCAGAACCUGAAGAGGAGUAGAAGAUCCGGCUGCUCCAGAACCGAACUGACCGCCAGACAAACAUCUGCACUCUGUUUCUGAUGGCCCUCAGCCGAACUCUGUUCUGUUAUUUGUUGUUUUGGGAAUAAUCGGAAUGGUGAACGGUGCGUAACGUCAUGGUUUAGGAAACUGAAAGUCGAUCCAAUUUAGAUUCCCAGAUGAAAAUUAUUGUAAGUUUUAUCUAUAUUAGGCCUGUAACAAACGACUAAUUGAUUAUUCAGACGAUUAAUCGAAUUUUUACAUGAUUAAUCAAAUAAAGAAAUGGACACAUUCUGAUUUUUUAUUGAACCACUUAAGUUUUUUUAAACAAUAUUAGAAAUACAGUAAAACACGAUGUCCAAACUAUGUGCUGGGGGCCAUUUGGGGCCCUUGAAAUGCUUGUGUUUGGCCCCUGAUCACAAUCAAGAAUGGUGAAAACAAAACAGAAAACAAUUGAUAUUCUUUUUUUUUUUUUUUUUUACUGUUGAGCUG